Messenger RNA from Callorhinus ursinus (northern fur seal), 1575 nucleotides. RefSeq names its product embigin (gene EMB). Gene Ontology annotation, molecular function: cell-cell adhesion mediator activity. NCBI's taxonomy places the organism in Eukaryota, Metazoa, Chordata, Mammalia, Carnivora, Otariidae. Gene Ontology annotation, cellular component: axon; plasma membrane. Gene Ontology annotation, biological process: dendrite self-avoidance; homophilic cell-cell adhesion; axon guidance. The record is from RefSeq and is a predicted model, not a curated record.
CAGGCAGCAGGCGCCGGGCCACCCGCGAGUGUGCGCAGAAACUUCGGCCACCUACGGCUGUGCGCGAGGAGCGCGGCUGACCCGCCGGCGCCAUGCGCGCCCUGCCUGGCCUGCGGGGGCUCCGAGGGCCGCCGCCGCUGCAGCUACCGCUGCUCCUCCUGUGCCUCCUCGCGGCGGUGCGCCGGAGCUGGGCGGACGGCAAUACCACAGCUUCACCUCUUACAAGUCUACCCAUCCAAGAAGAAAUGAUGACAAAAUAUUCUAACCUUUCCUUGGGGAGUCAUAACAUAUCACUGACUGCUUCACCUCUUACGACUCUACCCAUCCAAGAAGAAAUGAUGACAAAAUAUUCUAACCUUCCCUUGGAGAGUCAUAACAUAACACUGACUGAACAUUCCAGUGUGCCAGCGGAAAAAAAUAUCACUUUAGAACAACCUUCUAAAAUAAAACUCACAUGCCAAUUCACAACAUCUGGGGAUGUGAAUUCAGUAAAUGUGACUUGGAAAAAAGGUGAUGAACAACUUGAGAAUUAUUGCAUCAAUGUCACAGGAAACAUCCUGUAUACCCAGUACAUGUUUACCAUCAUUAAUGGCAAACAAAUGGGAAGCUAUUCUUGUUUCCUUGAAGAGGAAAAGGAACAAAGGGGCACAUUUAAUUUCAGAGUCCCUGAAGUUCAAGGAAAACACAAACCAUUGAUCACUUAUGUGGGGGAUUCAACUGUCUUGAUAUGUAAAUGUCAACACUGUUCUCCUUUAAAUUGGACCUGGUACAGCAGUAACGGGAGUAUACAGGUUCCUGUUGAUGUUCACGUGAAUGAUAAGUAUGCGAUCAAUGGAACAAACGCUAAUGAAACAAGGCUCAAGAUAACGCAACUUUCAGAAGAUGAUAAGGGAUCGUACUGGUGCCAUGCAGUGUUCCAAUUAGGCGAGAGCCAAGAACGUGUUGAACUUGUUGUGCUGAGUUAUUUGGUGCCCCUCAAACCAUUUCUUGGAAUAGCUGUUGAAGUUAUUAUUUUAGUGGCUAUUAUUCUGUUUUGUGAAAUGUACACCCAAAAGAAAAAGAUGCACACAGAUGAUGGGAAAGAAUUUGAACAAGUUGAGCAGUUGACAGGAAAUCAGAUGAUAGCAACGGCGUAGAAAAUAAUGCCCCCAGGCACAGAAAAAGUGAAUCUGUGAGCCAGUGAAUGCGAAACAUCAUGUCAAGAGUCAUGGGAAGAUGUACAGUUUGUACUUCAGCUUUGUUUGUUUCCUGUUAAGAAUAUCUCAGUUUUUAUUUUUAAAAGGAUGAAAAGUUUAUGCAAUAUCCUCAGCAGUAGCUUUAUAAUAAUAUACACUAUAUCAGAUCUAAAGAUACAUUUCCCUUCUGUAAUUAUUUUACAUUAAAGCAAGGUAAAUUAUAUUAAAUAUGUUCUAUGAGCUAUCACCCAGGAUAAUUAAUUUCAUCUUGGUCAUCAAGGGAUGCACAGAAGAGAUACCAGCAAAACCAGUUAAUACUACACAGAACUAAUGUCAUUCAAAACCUGUUUAUAACCAAAGAAUUCAUUAAAGAGAAAACUUUUGCCAUUUGCCUUAAAAA